Molecule: messenger RNA, 2154 nt
Organism: Elaeis guineensis (African oil palm)
Lineage: Eukaryota; Viridiplantae; Streptophyta; Magnoliopsida; Arecales; Arecaceae
Product: WRKY transcription factor WRKY24
Biological process (GO): regulation of DNA-templated transcription
Molecular function (GO): DNA-binding transcription factor activity; sequence-specific DNA binding
Source: RefSeq, a predicted model, not a curated record
UCUCUCGCCUCCCUCUCCUCUGUUCCUCCCUCAUAAGCCCAUGCAUACACACUAACACUUUCUUUAAAUCAAUCCCUGCACACCCUCUCUCAGCUUCUUUAAGCUCCUUUGUCUUCCCCUCUUCCUCUUCCUUGGUCUCAUCUUUUCUCUCUUUCUCCUUAUGGCUUCUUCCACAGGGAGUUUAGAGACCUCAGCCAAUUCUCGCUCGACCUCUUUGUCCUUCUCCUCCCCGUUUCCAACCUCCUUCUCUGAGCUCCUUGCGGGAGUUGGCGAUGAUAACAUGGAUGACCAACCGAGGAAACGGGAUAGCCAGGGGCUUUCAGACCUGGCAGGGUUGGACGGGGGAGGUAUACCCAAGUUCAAGUCUAUACCUCCUCCCUCAUUGCCCAUCUCCCCUCUUCCUUUCUCUCCCUCUCCCUACUUUGCCAUCCCGGCUGGUCUAAGUCCUGCUGAGCUCUUGGAUUCUCCAGUUCUCUUCUCCUCUUCUAACAUCUUGGCAUCUCCAACCACUGGGGCUUUUCCUUCACAGGCUGUCAAUUGGAGGUCCACCUCUGCUAAUCCUCAACAAGGCAUCAAGGAGGAAAACAGGGCCUACUCUGAGUUCUCUUUCCAACCCCACACAAAGCCCAUGAACUCCCAAUUAGCAUCCUUCCAAGCUUCUUCAGCCUCAGUUUCUAUGGAAGAGGCCUUCAAAGGACUUCAACAAUGGAGUUACCUUGAGAUCGGCAACAAUAGUUCCGAACAAUCUUCACAAAGGGCCAACAUCAAAGCUGAACACAUGGCACCAAUCCGAACUAAUUCUUCAGAGAUUCCAACUCUGCAGGCCAAUUCACAAAACAACAACAACGGUGGGUAUAAUCAAUUGGAUUACAACCAUUCCAACCAAGCUGCUCAGACCCUUAGACAGCAGGGAAGGUCAGACGAUGGCUACAAUUGGAGAAAGUAUGGGCAGAAACAGGUGAAAGGAAGCGAGAAUCCGCGGAGCUACUACAAGUGCACCUACCCGAAUUGCUCGACAAAGAAGAAGGUGGAGAGGAACCUAGAAGGGCAGAUCACUGAGAUUGUGUACAAGGGCACCCACAACCACCCAAAGCCUCCACACAAUAGAAGGAACUCUGCUUCUUCUCAGGCAAUUCAGGGUUCUCUCCAUUCUGAAGCAUCCGAUCAUUCAUUCGGUGGGCGAUCUGGCACCCCGAUCGACUCCGUUGCGACACCUGACAAUUCCUCAGUUUCCUUUGGUGAUGACGAUGUUGAUAUGAGCUCGCAGAAGAGCAAUCCCGGAGGGGUUGACUUUGAUGAAGAUGAACCCGAUGCAAAGCGUUGGAAGAAAGAAGGUGAGAAUGAAGGGAUAUCAGCUUCAGGAAAUAGAACAGUGAGGGAACCCAGGGUGGUGGUUCAGACCACAAGUGAUAUCGAUAUCCUCGACGAUGGGUAUCGGUGGAGAAAAUAUGGGCAGAAGGUGGUGAAGGGCAAUCCAAAUCCAAGGAGCUACUACAAAUGCACAACUGUGGGUUGCCCGGUGAGGAAACACGUAGAGAGGGCAUCACAUGAUCCAAGGGCUGUGAUCACAACAUACGAGGGCAAGCACAACCAUGAUGUUCCUGCAGCUAGGGGAAGUGGUGGGCACACAAUUAGCAGGCCAUUGAUAGACAACAACAACAACAACAUCAUCAGCAUGGCCAUAAGGCCUUCAGGCAUAGCCAACCAUGCAAACCAAGUCACUGCUAACUCUUUCUUCGGAGGACGGCUCCAUGCAUCGGAAAGCCAAGUUCCAUUUCCACUAGAGAUGCUGCAGUCCCCGACGAGCUUCGUUUACUCUGGAUAUGAAAAUUCGAUGACCUCCUUCAUGAAUCAGCCACAAAAUCAACAGCAGAGACACAUGGAGAGUAUGCUUCCUAAAACUAAAGAAGAACCAAGAGAGGACUCGUUUCUGGAGUCAUUGCUAUUCUGAAAAGGAUCGAUUUGUGGUAAUUUGAAUAAUGUUGUAUAUGGCAUGGUUUUGGUGUAAAUUUUUGCAGUGAUAUACAGAAGACAGUUUCAUUUGUUCAUUUGUUUGAGGCCCUUCUGCGCUAGAGACCAGGCCUCUGAUACUCUUCUAACAUAUCUGUAUCACUAUUUUGCAACACGGAAAGAGACCACGGGUAGUUUGAAUAU